AUGGAGGGGCGCUGGUCCUGGGAAGCGUGGUGGAUGGAGAACGAAGACCCGGCCACCAGGUGGAGCUACUUCGAUUUCUCGGCGAACAGCACACAAACAGAGGCAGUCGCUUUGAAGGCCCUUGACAAGGAGUUGUGCAAACAGCGCCACUGCCAGUCGUCUCAGUGGCAUGCAGAAAUAUGGAAGGGAUAUCCACUGCUCAUCAACUGGUCCUGCGUAACCUCGAUGGUGGGCAACGAGGUCUUAUGGGGAGGCGGCCCAUUUGACCCUGACCUGAUCCCCUAUGCCUGGAGCCUCAUCAAAGCGCGUGGUGGAUCAGAUGUGACGUCCACAUGCCUUGGCCAUUGGUUUGGGCGAAAGUUGAGCUUUGGCUGA
Molecule: messenger RNA, 375 nt
Organism: Durusdinium trenchii
Lineage: Eukaryota; Dinophyceae; Suessiales; Symbiodiniaceae
Source: the annotation of a GenBank genome assembly